This is a messenger RNA of Hyla sarda, 3631 nucleotides long. RefSeq names its product Wnt family member 11 (gene WNT11). Gene Ontology annotation, cellular component: extracellular region. The transcript is spliced from 6 exons. Gene Ontology annotation, biological process: multicellular organism development; neuron differentiation; cell fate commitment. The coding region runs from base 1272 to 2330 and encodes 352 amino acids. Gene Ontology annotation, molecular function: cytokine activity; frizzled binding. Lineage: Eukaryota; Metazoa; Chordata; Amphibia; Anura; Hylidae. The record is from RefSeq and is a predicted model, not a curated record.
UUCACCAGUAUAGAGCUGGGACUGAUCCUGCUCCACAGUACAGUGCUGGGACUGAUCCUGCUUCACCAGUACAGAGCUGGGACUGAUUCUGCUUCACCAGUACAGAGCUGGGACUGAUCCUGCUUCACCAGUAUAGAGCUGGGACUGAUCCUGCUUCACCAGUACAGAGCUGGGACUGAUUCUGCUUCACCAGUACAGAGCUGGGACUGAUUCUGCUUCACCAGUACAGAGCUGGGACUGAUCCUGCUUCACCAGUAUAGAACUGGGACUGAUCCUGCUCCACAGUACAAAGCUGGGACUGAUCCUGCUUCACCAGUAUAGAGCUGGGACUGAUUCUGCGCCACCAGUACAGAGCUGGGACUGAUCCUGCUCCACCAGUACAGAGCUGGGACUGAUCCUGCUUCACCAGUAUAGAGCUGGGACUGAUUCUGCGCCACCAGUACAGAGCUGGGACUGAUCCUGCUUCAUCAGUAUAGAGCUGGGACUUAUUCUGCUCCACCAAUAUAGUGCUGGGACUUAUUCUGCUCCACCAGUAUAGAGCUGGGACUGAUCCUGCUCCACCAGUACAGUGCUGGGACUGAUCCUGCUCCACCAGUACAGUGCUGGGACUGAUCCUGCUCCACCAGUAUAGAGCUGGGACUGGUCCUGCUAUACAGUAUAGAGAAGGAACUGGUCCUCAGUAUAGAGCUGGUGUGUGCUGCAGGGUGCUCUGCUCCUCAGUAUAGAGCUGGUGUGUGCUGCAGGGUGCUCUGCUCCUCAGUAUAGAGCUGCUGGGUGCUCUCCCUCCUCUCUGGAUCUACCCUCUAUUACCACUAUCUGGACUUACAGGUGGUCUGGUGGAGUCUUCGUUGUUGGCCUGGUGGUCUGGUGGAGUCUUCGUUGUUGGCCUGGUGGUCUGGUGGAGUCUUCAUUGUUGGCCUGGUGGUCUGGUGGAGUCUUCAUUGUUGGUCUGGUGGAGUCUUCAUUGUUGGCCUGGUGGAGUCUUCAUUGUUGGCCUGGUGGUCUGGUGGAGUCUUUAUUGUUGGCCUGGUGGUCUGGUGGAGUCUUCGUUGUUGCCUGCAGGUCUUGGAGGACCCUUCUUCCCCAGAAGUCGUCUCUAUCUUCAGGACUGAGCUGUCUCUGGUGCAGACAUCAUGGUUCCUCCCUUGAUGCCCGCUGCAUAACGCUGAUCCCUCGGUGGCAUUUCUAGACCCCGCGCCAACCUCGGACUUGCUUUCAAUCCUUUCCUGUUUUGGACUAUUUUGUGGCUCUUAAAAAAAAAAUAAAAAAAAAUGAAGAUUCACUUUUUUAUUGGGACUGUAUUAACCUUCAUUCUUCAUACGAGGAUCUGCCAAAGCAUCAAAUGGCUAGCAUUGUCAAAGACCUCUACGUCCCUGGCCCUGAAUCAGACGCAGCACUGUAAGCAGCUGGACGGUCUGGUCUCCUCCCAGAUGCAGCUCUGCAGAAGUAACCUGGAGCUCAUGCAGACCAUCAUCCAGGCGGCCAAAGAGGUGAAGAAGACCUGCAUUAAAGCUUUCUCCGACAUGAGGUGGAACUGCUCGUCCAUAGAGCUGGCACCAAACUUCAACCAGGAUUUGGAAAGAGGGACAAGAGAGUCAGCCUUUGUAUACGCCCUGUCUGCUGCCACCAUAAGCCACACGAUUGCUAGGGCUUGUACCGUUGGGGACUUACCGGGUUGUUCUUGUGGUCCCAUACCUGGGGAGACACUGGACCAAGGUUCCCGUUGGGGAGGAUGUGCUGACAACAUCAACUAUGGAAUAAUGAUGGGCUCCAAAUUCUCUGAUGCCCCGAUGAAGAUGAAGAAGGCAGGAUCUCAAGCCAACAAACUAAUGCAUCUCCACAACAGUGAGGUGGGGAGACAGGUGUUGAAAACCUCUUUGGAGCUAAAAUGUAAAUGCCAUGGAGUUUCGGGGUCCUGCUCGAUUAAGACUUGUUGGAAAGGCUUGCUGGAGCUUCGAGAGAUCGCCUUAGAGCUUAAAACAAAGUAUCUGUCAGCAACAAAGGUCGUGCACCGACCGAUGGGUACGCGGAAACAACUAGUGCCAAAGGACCUGGAUAUUCGGCCCGUGCGGGAAUCGGAACUUAUAUAUCUUCAAAGCUCUCCAGAUUUUUGUCUAAAGAAUGAGAAGUUGGGAUCUCACGGGACACAAGACCGACAAUGCAAUAAAACCUCCUUCGGAAGCGACAGUUGUGAUUUAAUGUGCUGCGGCCGAGGAUACAACCCUUACAUGGACACCGUGGUGGAGCGGUGUCACUGCAAAUACCAUUGGUGUUGCUAUGUAACUUGCAAAAAAUGCGAGAGGACUGUGGAGAGAUACGUUUGCAAAUAAAAAGCAAAAAAAAAAAAACAACAACAAAGCAAAAGCAAAAAUAAAAAUAAAUAAAAAUGUUUUUGAAUCCAUUCAAGACCUCACUAAAAAACAAACAAAAUGUAACAUAGAAACCAGAGCACUAACCGGCGGAAGUUCUUCCUACCAUCUUCGAUUUUAAAGUUGUGCCAAACGAACGAGACGUAAUAAUAGGCAAGAGUGUAAGGAAAAUAUCAGGACCGACAUGAAUGUUUUUCGAAAUUGCAAACAAUAAAAAAAAAAAAAAAAACAAAGACUUUGGCGGCCGUUAUGGUCGACCAACCACCUCCUGGUGUCUGCCACAUUGUAAAUAUUCAUGACUCUAUUCCUUUGUCGCAGUAGUGGUUCGCCAUGGUACUGUUGGGACCGGCGAGGAAAGAAUAAGGGAUUUUUUUUUUUUUUCGUUUUAACGUAACCUGUGAAGAAAAAUUCUGGACUGGACUUUGAAGCCCUUUCACCGAUAUCAUUUAAUGGGGGCUCUACCUGGAGAAACAAAAAAAACUGAGUGCAAUUAAACCCAUAUCAGGCUCACUUUCUAAUGCUGGGAGGAUAUCCCCAUAGGAACUGCACAGCUCCCGGGACGUGAGUCAUCAGAGAGCAGUUAGACAGAAAACAACAACUCAACUUCAGAAGCUAAUAACUAUUGGAAGGAUUAAUAUUUUUUAAUAGAAGUAAUUUACAAAUCUGUUUAACUUUCUGGAGCCAGUUGAUAUAUAAAAAAAAGUUUUGGCCUGAAAUACCCCUUUAAGAUUUUUUAAUAGAAGUCAUUUACAAAUCUGUUUAACUUUCUGGAGCCAGUUGAGAUAUAUAUAUAUAUAUAUAUAUAAGUUUUUUCCUGGAGAACCCCUUUAAACAGAUUUGCAAAUGACUUCUAUUUAAAAAUCUUAACCCUUCCAGUACUUAUCAGCUGCUGCAUGCUCCAGAGGAAGUUGUGUGGUUCAUUCCAGUCUGACCACAGUGCUCUCUGCUGACACCUCUGUCCGUGUCAGGAACUGUCCGGAGUAGUAGAGGUUUUGCUAUGGGCAUUUUACUCCUGCUCUAAACAAUUCCUGACAUGGACAGAGGUGUCAGCAGAGAGCACUGUGGUCAGACUGGAAUGAACGACACAACUUCUUGUGGAGCAUAAAGCAGCUGAUAAGUACUGGAAGUACUUAUAUAAGUAUUAUAUAAGUCUUUUAUAUAGAAGUAAUUUACAGAUCUGUAAAACUUUCUGGCACCAAUUGAUUCGAAAACAUUUUUUCCCCCCCUCUGGAGUACCCCUUUAAAGAGGUAUUAUAAAGGGG